GUCAAGUGGCGAGAGGGAGAGCGGAAUCGAGUUAAGCGCGAAGGGGAGGAGGUCGUGGAGUGGAUCCGCCAUACGGUGAAUGAGCGGAGCCUUGAUUUAAACCUGUGGGUUUCGGUAAGCCAAUAAUCCGACAGGCGAACAGGUGCGAUCGGGCGAAUGCACGACUAAGCGAGUGAGUUCACUCACAAGGUUGGUGGGUUGCAGAGUUAGUUUCCGCCUGUGCCAGUUUGCUGGUGAUUGAAUCGCUGUAUGAGUUCGCUGAAUGCGCAUUAGCUCUGAACUGUUAUUUCAUCACCCAGAGAAAGUCUCGAGGGAGUGUCAAGACUUUUUGUUCAGGAAGAUCGUGCAUUCAGAUGUUUGGCAGGCAAUUUUGUGUACGUAGCUUUGGUAAACUAAUACGAUACAUUUCUCGAGUAAAUGCUUGCAUUUCUGAAGAAAUUAGUGACGAGUUGUAGCACCAAACGCCGUUAGUGAACGAGUCACUUGUGAAUUGGUUGUUAUUUUGUAUAAAAAUACGGGCUCAUAGCCCUUGAGUGAUUAUCUGUGAGCGUGUUUUUUGAAUGUAGUGAAUUGGUGUGUGGUAAAGUAAGCCGUGAGUGGAUUGGUAGUUAGUGAAUUAGUUAAGAUUGUGAGUGGAGUGCGUGUGGUGGGACUUCGGUCGAGAAUUCAUGCACGAGUGAAAUAGUGAACCGUGGCUGAUGUUUACGUUUAGGAAGUUAUUGAGAUCGCGAAUUAAAGUGUUCAUGUACGAGUGAGCCGCGUGGCUUUAAGGGUUAAUGGGGGGAAACCAUCGAUUGAGUUGGCGUGCGAAUUAGCGAGUGAAUAGCCGAGGUUAUCCACAGUCGUUUAAUGAUUUAGCAGAGAGUGUGUCGAUAAACUGCUAUAAACCACUUGGACCGGGGUUAAUGGUUAUUAAGCCUGUUUAGUGAGUUAGUGUAUUAGUGUCAGUGAACAGGCGAGUUAAUGAGUAAAAAGAGAACACACUAAAAUGCGAGUGUAAGCUGGUGAGUGGGUUGGUUAAGCUUUAAUUUUGGCAAUAUUAAUUCGCCAAUUUGAUGUUUCAUCAAACAGUAAGCUACGCAUUUUCUACAAUUGAGAAAGUUUGAGUUGUAGUCCUUGUAAGUUGACAUUAGCAAUGCCGUGAGUGUUUGGCGUGAUGCUGAAUGAGUGUUUGCCAUACUUAUUUCAUUUGUGUUUGACUGACUGCAUUGUCAAGUGAAGUUCACAAAUAGCAACUUUCAAUACACAAAAUAUAUACUGCUCCUUCUCCAACAACAAUAAUAAUUUAAAACAUCACAAUAUUAACGGUACAACUAGACGCAAAGCAGUUUAAAAUUGUACUUUAGAAAAAUAAUCUCAACUUGUUCACGAUUUUAAAUCGUUGAAAUCGUAAAAAAAUAAAUCUGUUGUAGUGACACGGGUAGAGAAACGGCGAGAAGGCCCUUGGCCAAGAUGCUCAAAUGGUGCAGACUGAAGCUGCGGGGCGAAUCCGGCCCCGGGGCCAGGCGCAGAGGAGACCGCCUUGUCUGCAAGGACGGACACUGCAACAUGGAGCUGGGGAACCUCGCGGCCGGCGGCCGGCCCCGCUUUGCCCUCCUCGUGGACUAUUGGACCACCAUGGUGGAGCUGCGGUGGCGCUAUAAGACCGCGGCAUUCCUGCUCGCCUUCCUCGGCAGCUGGUUCCUCUUCGGGCUCAUCUGGUUCGCCAUCUGUCGCCUGCACGGGGACCUGCCCGGGUCGCAGCCGCCUCAAGACCAUGUCCCCUGCGUGGUGAACGUCCACGGGCUCACCACCGCCUUCCUCUUCUCGCUCGAGACGCAGGUCACCAUCGGCUACGGCUACCGCUACGUGACCGAGCGGUGCCCCGAGGCAGUCGCGCUUCUCGUCCUGCAGUCCCUCUCGGGCGUCGUCAUCAACGCGUUCAUGUGCGGUGCCGUCAUGGCCAAGAUCGCCGCCCCCAAGCGCCGCGGCAAGACGGUGGCGUUCAGCGACCGCGCCGUGGUGUGCGUGCGGAGCGAGCGCCUCUGCCUCGUCAUCCGGGUGGCGAACGUACGCAGGAGCCUGCUCAUCGGCUCGCACGUCUACGGCAAGCUGCUGCGGACCACGCCGACCCAGGCUGGCGAGACGCUCAUCAUGGAGCAGAGGAACGUGAGCUUCUCCGUGGACGCGGGCGCAGGCGACGCGCUUUUCUUCAUUGCGCCGCUCGCCAUCUACCACGUGAUGGACGAGUCCAGCCCGCUCUUCGGGCUGUCCCGAUCGGAUCUGAGUGGAGGGGACACCUUCGAGCUCGUCGUGUUUCUAGACGGGACCGUGGAGGCGACGGGCGGCUCGUGCCAGGUGCGCACCUCCUACCUGCCAGACGAGAUCCUCUGGGGCCACCGCUUCCUGCCGAUCGUAUCGACCUCCAAAGACGGCAAGCACAGGGUCGACUUUGGCAACUUCAACAAGUCGGUGGAGGUGGACACGCCGCACUGUGCGACGUGCAUGCAAGGAGACCAGAGCGACGACAAGGUGGACGUUGAAAAUGUGGGAGAGGGACUGGAUAACCCAGCGUUUGAUGUGACUUCCGUGGUCGACGAGACGAAGAUGUGAAGGAUCAUCUUCAUCAGCAGCAGCAGCAGCAGCAAAUGCAACAUUUUCAGCAGCAACAAAAUAAUCAUCAACAACAGUAACAAAAAAAUAUAAAUCAACAGUACCACAAGCGUCAUCAUCAUUAGAUGUAGCAGUAAUAGCUGCAGCAGCAAUGUAUGGAUAAUCAUCAUCAACAGCAACAGAAUCACCAUCAACAUCAACAGUGACAAAACAAUACUAAUCAGCAGUAACAUAAACAUGAUAAUUAGAUGUAGCACUCAUAGCUGCAGCAUUAGCAAAAGCAUCAUCGUCAGUAUGUUUGUGUUAUCAUUCAGGUCGUGGACUCUCCCUGCUUAAAUGCGAUUUUAAGAGGUUGCUCAUCAAUAGUAGCCCUAAACCAGUGGUGGGUAUUCCACAUUCCUAUGGCAGGGAUCAUUAUCGACUUAAUGUGCACCAUUGAUACUUCUCCAUAGAGCCGUGCUUCUCAUUUUAUGGUCCUGGGAGGAGCGAUGGGUUACGUUGACUCCUACCAGGGGAUUCAACUCGCAAGCUUCCGACUCCCAAGCAGAUCAUAGUGAGCACAGAGACACGCCAUGGGUGUCUCAUCCUUAUCGUGAUCUCCAUCAGAACCACAAUGUGUCUAUCUGAAUAAGGGCGCCACGGUGGCGAAAAAGGCGCCAUGGUGACUAGGAGAUGUUAACUACCUCACCUGAUAUACGGGAUGCGUGGGUUCGAUCCCGACCCUGGCACCUGUAUAUGUGGAGCUGUGCAUCUUCUCCCCGUGGUCGCGUGGAAUUCUCUCCCCCGCCCUCUGGUCUUUCCCUCCACAUUUAGAAUCAAUGUGCGUUUAGAGUAUUUGGCUACUGCUAUACCAUUCCACGUGAAAAGACACUUAAUUGACCUAUGCUUUGUGAUAGCUAGUUCGCUUCUGAAAAAAAGAGCUACAUCGCUCAGUGAGCCUUACCUAGUGUGUGAAUCCACUGCUUUAUUAGGGCUCUCCUUUAGCGUCGUGUCGGUUUUGGUAUUUGUUUUGACCUUACUUCGCCACGCUGGGGAGUGCGGGUUUUGAAGAGUCGGGCGCAUGACAUACUCAGGUAUCACUUGCCACUGACGUUCGCCAAUGGGUUCGUAGUGCAGUGUUUCGCACACACUGCCGUACCACAUCCAUCCAGUGUUAGGGAUCACGAUACCAGGUCACGGUAGUCACAGUACGCAUAGGUUAGAAUAUUAUACAAUCCACGUGUGGGAGUGCGUGUGCCACACGAGAUUAAAGCUUCAUUCAAUGAGAACAAUGUGAAUGUAUAUACGGACACUCAGGAGAGCGAUGUCGCGGCUCAGUGACGUCACUAUGAAGUUAAUUUUUCGUCACGUAUUCUAUGGUUCCUCUAGUCUUGCUUCGAAAUAGGAACCACGUCUAACGGAGAGGGCCCUUGCCUAUUGAUAUUUAACAGUUCACUCACAUUGGUUCAAGCAAGACCAAUUCUGCUCAUGAGAUACUGCAUGUCUAAAUCAGUCCAGAGCUUGCGUAAAAUCAAUGCUACUGAAAUGAUGGCCUCCCAAAAGCCAGUGUGACUGAUGGGAUGUGGAAACACUUUUUUCUCACGUGGAUGGACAGGCGUGCGAAGGAGGUGUGUCAUCUGCUUGUUAAUUCUGUGACUACGGUUUAAUGUCGGCACAGAAACGGCGCGAAAGUGUUACAGCAGCACCCUUUACAAACUAUUUAAAGUAGUUUUUUUUACAUAAAUAACAAGACUUCACAUAUUAAUAAGGUGCAGCGUGUACAGCAUUAUUUGGCAUGUGUCGUGACGAGUACUGCAAGAUCCGACCAUGUCCGCCCAGUACUCGCUAAGCUGCUUUUGCUGCCCGGUUGCUGAACGAAUACAUUAUAAGGUUGCACUCAUUAUACACAACGUGCUUGCCACAAAUUAAGCACAAUACCUUCCUGAUCUCGGUAAGGAGUGUAAACCAUUAUGUGAGUUGUGGUCAUUCUCGCAGUGGCUUUUGGCUCGCCAUUGAACAAUGACGGUCACCGCAUCACGCGUUUUCAGAUGUGCUUUUGCGGCCGCCUUGAACACUCUUCCUUCCGAUUUUAGGAAGCCACUGGAACUAUGCACCUUUAAAUCUAUAUUGAAAACGAAUUUCUUUAUAACUGUUUUGGUGUUAAGUUUAAUACUCUCCCCCACACCUCCGAUUAGCACGGUUGGCUACGUGCAGAGCGAAAUAAGUUCAACCUACAUGCAUGUGUAGUGAGUCAUUCAGAGACACUCUUUAGGAGGCAACAACAUUUAUUUAUACUUAGGCAACACCGUUACACACGGGACUAAAUACACCUAUCUCUCACUCUUGUUACACACGGGGAUAGAAUACACCUAUCUUUCUCGCAUACGGGAUAACUAUAAUCGAGUCAUAGCAGCCAACGCGCUGUCUGACCCACAAUGUCGAAGACAGAGACAGAGGCGAAGACAUAGCACUUGAGUUCCACUUCACCUGCAGACAGCCCCGAUAUUCGAUCGGAGCUUCCCUUUCAUCCUCAUCGGUGCGGCCUGGCUCUACCCUCGACCGCGCCUACCUGUAGAAUGUUCCCAAAGGUUCCAAGCCACCUUACACCUGUUCCCUCUCUGGCUCCGCCCUUAACCCUUGCCCCCUUUGGGAACUCUCGAGACGUUUUCCCACCACUCUUCCCGUGUCCCCUCGUUCACCUUUGGCCCACAUCCCUCGCCCCGGCCCAUCACGUGCUUAACUCGGUGCCGGGGUGACUCGUCCUCACAUACCCCUACUGCCAGCCGCUCCCAGCACACUCUCCAAGCGACCGGCUCUGCGCAACCACCUGCGGCACUAGCGGAGGCUGCUAUCCCCUACUCUGUCGGUAGGACUCAUCUAAAAUCCUUCUGCUCGCACCCAGUACCAUGCCCCUAGUGGCCUACUUUGUGGUACUGCAUGGUGUGUUAUCCUCUGUGCCCGUUUCUACGGCACUUGGCGCUAGACCGUAGUGAUCCAUUUAACAUCACUACACAUACAUAUUAAUAGCGCAUUCGUGUAUCUAUAAGAGUCGUUUGUCGUUUGAAUCGCGUUUUGAUUUGUUCCACGGGAUAUGCCCAACAAUGUCACUGCAGUGCACACAUUAUUAUGAUGAUGCAUGUGCCUUUGGAGCCAUUCAUGCGCUAAGUUGCAUGGUGUAGGCCUAUCAAAUCCUGUCUCCUCCCACAUAUGCAGUUACUCACUAAUAGAUUGGGCCAAGCAUCCCAAUAUAGGACAACAAAGCUUGGACAAUUGUUUAUCAGCGGUUCUGGCUUCCUCCCCAGCUUGUUUUUGAUAUCCCGCAUCUCCGUGACAAAAACACCACCCAGCGAUACAAAACUCCUACAGCAGAAAUUUGAGACGCGAUUUGCACGGACGAUGCAGUAGUGAAGAUAUAUAUCUGGGACCUUUUGGCCAGUAUCCAAAAUGAUGAAAAAUGAUGAAAAAUAAGAGUAGGUUUUACCCUUUCUGGCAAAAAACAGGAGGUAUUAAGAUGUUAAAACACCAAAUAGAUAUCUUUAUUUGAAUCUUUCGUGACUGCAGGAAUCCAUACUCUUUGGUUCUUUCGGUAAAGUCACGUAGGUAGAAAAAUAUAAUGAAAAAUAAUCUCGCUCAUUAACACAACUGACGUGCUUGCGUGCGGGGAUGGAAUUCCUUUCCAGCUCAGACCCCGCUUGCUUGCCCUUCGCCACAUAUAUAACGUCUUGUUGUAACAUCUCUCUCACUUUGUUUCUUUCUGGUUCAGUAGUGCCACUGCUGGAUUAUUUUUUCUGCCUGAGGACGACCGCUUGUGUUGCGAUCGAAACGUCGUGAUAUAUUAUUAUUAUAAUUCUUUCUACCUACGUGACUUUACCGAAAGAACCAAAGAGUACAAAAUAGAUACAUGUUUCAAGACAUCACGUCUGCAUUAACCACACGUACUUGUGUCAAUACAUGCAAACAAACAUACUCUGAUAAUAUAUGCAUUGUCUUUGAAACUGAUUGGCCUACACCAGAGGUAGCCUUCUUUAUUGCUUAUUUGGCAAAACCCUAUUAUUAUUUAUCAUCAGUAAAGAUGCAAUUAUCACGAACUAUAUUUUCGAUAUGAAAUCUGUUUCUAUAUAGCAGAAAAAGCGAUUGCGAUGUCGUCGGCAAUACCUGAUGCACGUGGUGAGCAUGACGUAACCCCGUUAGGCCACGUGUCGCCGGGAAGUGAUAUUUAACGGUGUGGGAGUGGCGACACCUCAGUGAUGUCACAGGAGCGCUUUAGAGACGAGGCAUCGCAGCCGUGUAGCAUCCCGCCCAGCCACCCAGCCCCAAUAGUCAUGUCCAGGCGAUGCGAGCCGUUGAGAUUUUGCACCAUCUUCUUCCCGUGUUCUGUUAAAAAACAAUAACAGGUACGGCUAUUUUAGUACACACAAUACGACAGAAAGGUACAAGAACAAUUGGCUUGCAUAAUGUGCAUGCAGAAUGUAUGUUGAUUCCCAUAUAAAUAACCCCACCGGCAAUGGAUACCCAUUGUCAUUUAUAUGCAUUCAGUAAUCCCCCCCCACACACACAUCGCUCAAGAAGUGCUCACAAGUGAUGCCAUCACAUCUACCCCUCUAUUUAAGGAACAAAACAGGAGGAUUUCUCUACAAAUAUGGCUGUCGCCUGAUGAAGCUAGAUGUAAUUACUGGUGAAACAUUGUACUCAGAUUAUAAAUGUUGUAGCUUUGCUCUCCAGAACACAGGUGGGCUGUACUAGUAACGAAUUGGCAUGUUCUGUUUAUGUGACACACCUUACUAAUUGGCUGUGUCAGGUGGUGGCGGGUUUCACGGCACAUUUGUAUAUCUACCUAAUCUAACCCAAAAAACCUGGAGCCAAUUCUUACUCAAUGAAAGUUAGCACUGAAUGCAUUGGCAGAGACGCUAAUUGUAUUUAGCACGCAGGCUUUCGCGAUCAAUAUUAUUCAUUUAAAAAGUUAUUUUGGGUUAGAUAUUUAUUUUUGCACACGUAUUUCACUGCAGCUACACGUUAAUGAAUGCACAAUACUCUCCUGUACUUUCCAUUAAAUAAAUUGAUAUCUUAUCUGAAAAUGAAAACGAAUGUCUCAUUUGUAUCAACUUUCAAAUCACUGUUGUGUAUGCACAAUAUUAAACACAGACUAAACAAUAUGAUCCACCUAUAGCUUCAUAUAUAUGUAGAAUAUGACUUCUGGACACCCCGGUUGUUAUAGAAUCACACGGAGACUAGAUUCUUAUUCAGGGCUACUCGCCGUUUAUUCACUCCUCUUCCUCCAUUCCACUCGCACUCCUUCUCUCUCUCCACACCUCCACCCGUGGCGGGCACUCGCUAUCCCCCGUCCCUUUCUCCUUCCUCACUCCAUCUCUCCCGAGACUCACCCUCACGUCUCCCGAGGCUCCCCCUCACGUCUCCCGAGGCUACCCCUCACGUCUCCCCCUUUUCCCCACUACCCUGGACGUCUACACUCCAACUCCCCUCUCUCUGACUCCCCCUGCCCUUCUGGCCCCCCUUUCCUAUCCUUUCUCUGGGGCUCCUCCCUUUCUGCCCCUCUUCCCGUGCUCGCCUAUCGUAGGAGCAGACAAUGCGGGGGAGGAAGGGGGCAGGGACAGGUGGAGAGAGAGAGGGGUGGGGGUCCAAAGUGAGUGGGCGGGAGACGAGAGCUGCGCAAGCAAAACGAGCAGUGCAAACAACACGCUAAUGCAGAAGCA
Molecule: messenger RNA, 8282 nt
Organism: Lethenteron reissneri (Far Eastern brook lamprey)
Lineage: Eukaryota; Metazoa; Chordata; Hyperoartia; Petromyzontiformes; Petromyzontidae
Gene: KCNJ1
Product: potassium inwardly rectifying channel subfamily J member 1
Biological process (GO): regulation of monoatomic ion transmembrane transport; potassium ion import across plasma membrane
Cellular component (GO): plasma membrane
Molecular function (GO): ATP-activated inward rectifier potassium channel activity
Source: RefSeq, a predicted model, not a curated record